Podarcis muralis (Common wall lizard) is the source of this 4240-nucleotide messenger RNA. RefSeq names its product urotensin-2 receptor-like. Gene Ontology annotation, cellular component: plasma membrane. Gene Ontology annotation, biological process: blood vessel diameter maintenance; neuropeptide signaling pathway; regulation of blood pressure. Lineage: Eukaryota; Metazoa; Chordata; Lepidosauria; Squamata; Lacertidae. The record is from RefSeq and is a predicted model, not a curated record. Gene Ontology annotation, molecular function: urotensin II receptor activity.
AUGAGGGGGCUAUCCCCCCCCCCUAAGUUGAUGGGCAUUGCCAUUCAAAUAGUGUGUGUGUGCUGUGUCAUGUGAUUGAUUAUCACAUGACAGGCCAAAUGCGUGGCUAAGUAUGAGCUGAGACAUUGAUCCAACAAGUGACACACUCCCUCCCACUCCUUUCUUUUGAAGAGCAGGGAGGGCACAAGCCUUAGCCCACCUGAACCUUCUCCAGGCUACCUGCUCCCCUGACGCUCCUCUGUCUCAGACAUUUUGCCUCCCUCACCCUGUUCAGACCCUCCGCCAGGUCAUCCAGCUCCCUGAUCUCUUCCUCUUCAGGAUUCAACUGUCCCCUCUGCGACAUCCCUGAGGGGCUGAUGACAGUGGGGAGGGCAGCUUUGCAAAUUGUCUCCAGUCCACGUUUGCAACCAGGCAUUAUCCUGGAAGCAGAGGCAGAUUUAUGGGAGCACAUCUGGUUUGCCCAAAUUGAGCACCGAGCCGAGAAGGCAUCACAGGGAUUUCUGCAAUAAUGACGAGCAAUGGAUGGAAGCAGGGGCACCAAAUUUUGGCAUUGCACUCGGCACCACUGAAAUGUUAAAGUCUGCAUUGCCAGAAGUGGGGGAUAGAUUUUUUUUUCCUGUUUCAUGAAAUGCCUUGCAGAAAAUGACUAGAGAUGUAUCAGGUUGCAUGUGAGCAAGGAUGUUGUGUGUGUGUUUUGGGUUCAAGAAGAUGAGUUCUGAGUGGCUCAGUAGGAAUGCUGGAAAUGUUUGUAGGAGUAUUAUUUUAUUAAACUGACUCCAGAAAGAGCACUGAAACAAUCGGUUAUGCUGCCAAACCCUUUGCAGUCAUGCUUUCCUCUCGGCCGAUCAAGCUGGGCUGAUGGAAUGGCUCAUCUAGCACCAAAUUGCCAAGGCAGCUGUUUGCAGCUGGAUUUCCCCAUAACUACGUUUGUGGAGCUUAAGAGGAGGGGAAAUGGCUGGCUAGAGAAUUCCACUUAGUGCUAUCUGAGAUCCCUGGCAUUAGCAUUACUGCUGACUACAUGGCAUAAACUAAGGGUAUUGUUCCAAGCCAUGACAUGCAACCAAAAACCCUCACUGCAAGCAUGUGCAUGCCUCCUUACACAUUGCUGGUAAGCAACGGCCAACAGGAUAGAGUUUUGUCAUUUUUAUGCUGUGGGGAAUCUCAGGGUCCAGGAACAAAUGCAACCUUCCAGGCCUCUCAAGUCUGGUCACCUCAAAAGGCUCCCUUGGCCAUUCCCUGCACUGGCCUCCCUCCACACCCUGAAAGUUUUUGUCUGACCGGAAUGUGCUCUUGAACUCUGACAAUGCCGCAAGCCUAUCUGGACAGAGGAUGGAGAAGGGUUUGUGUUAAACUAUCCUAGAGGUCAAAGAUGAAAUGUACAUUCAUUGGGCCACCCACUUUUGCUUCUGGCCUUGCCUGCCACUGGUAUGUGGUCCUUGGACAGUGGUCAAAAAGGGUCAGAUAAAGGGCUAAGAUAGGUUGCCCACCCCUGCUGCAUGCCUGUUGCGUAGAAUUGAGAAAUGUCCUGAUUUUGAUCAAGAUAGGGAAAUUUGCAGGGGGAAGGUAAUAUCCAGAAUGUUUAAAACAAAACUACAAGCAAGCAGCUGUGUUGGUCUUUCAUUAAAAACAAAAAAAUAACAAUAACAUUUGAGGACCUAUUAAUGUUGUAAACAGCUUUUAUAAAGCUGUGUAUGUGCUUAAUCUUUAAAGCCCAUUUGAAAUUCUUACUCCAAAGAGUCCUGGGCACUGUAGUUUGUCAAGGGUUGUUCAGAAUUGUAACUCUGUGAUCCUAAAAGUAAAAUUAAAAAUGAGAUGCUGUCCUUUGGGUUUUUGACUGCCAGGCUUAGUUGACUUGAUACAUGUUAAAUGCAGCUGGCUGUGCACCAUCCAUGCGCCAUCCUGCUAUGAUUACAUCCUUGUGUGUGGUUUCUACUGCAACAGGCAGAUAUUUGCACUGAAUGCAGCUACCCCUCUGCAGCAUGUUCAUUGCUCUGCUUCCCAAAAAUAUUUUUAAAAGGAACUUAUCUCAGAGAAUUGUUCUCUUUCCCAGUCCCUAUUUGAUCCAGUUCCUUAACCACGGCUGUAUUAAUUCAGGACCUUCCAUUCCUCUCUUUACGGGGUUGAGGGCAGAGAAAGGAAGCAAGCAGAGACAAGGUUAAAAAUAAAAACCCCAAAGGAAAUACAGACAGAAACGGGAAUGUUGAAGAGAAAAGAAUUCUGCAAUCUGCUGGGUGGUCGCACUACAGUGCCAUUAGCUAUUGCUGAGUGUGUUUGCACUUGAGUGCGAAGCCAUGAGUCAGAGAUGCUCCGCCACUCAGCGCGAAUGAUGUUUUUGAGGGGGGCUGCCGUUGGGAAAGCACAACUGCCCUGCAUCUCUUGGGGAGAAGAAGACGAGGAAGAAAGCAUCUUGGUUGCCGUGGGGCUAGUUUUAUUUGUGUCAACAAAUGCUUGAUGACAGAAGUCGUGGAGGGCCGGCUGGAGAGAGUAUGAGAACUCUGCAGCAACAGAAAGCAGCAAGAGGAUGCCAUGCCGUCAAAUCUGUAAGCGUGGAACGGAUGUGCCUUCAAGAAUGGUAAGAUGAGCAUGGGAUGCAAUGAGGACAUCCAUCCCAAUAGCCUACAUAAUUCCCUAUGAGGCUCACACCCACCCACACCUAAGUGAUUUUAGUUUCUUCCCAUCAUCCUUUGCCUCCCUGCCCAGCCAAGGCUAUCAAAAACACACUGUGUGUGGUUGGUAGUUCCUCUUAGAACCAGAGUGCCUCAGCUAGCCAAUGACGACGGAGCUCAUUGAAGAAGCUUCCUUGGGCAAUUUCUCCUAUGACGCUGAGCGUGGAGAAGAAAGUCCUGUCACCAGGGCCUUGGGCGCAGUCCUCCUCCUCAUGUGUCUCUUUGGGACAACGGGCAAUAUCUAUACGCUGGUGGUAGCAUUUGGUGGCAUGUCUGUUCGCUCGGCGGGUUCUUUGCGCAUCUACGUGGUCAACCUGGCCUUAGCCGAUCUGCUCUACCUUUCCACCAUCCCCUUUGUGGUGUGCACAUAUUUCGCCCAGGACUGGUUCUUUGGGGACGUGGGCUGCCGGUUCCUGCUCAGCUUGGACCUGCUGACGAUGCACGCCAGCAUAUUCCUGCUGACGGCCAUGAGCGUGGAGCGUUAUUGGGCCGUGACUAGACCACUAAGGGCCAGGCAGGCCGGAAACAGCUACCGCAGGCUUGCUUGCGUUGCCGUGUGGCUCGUCUCGUCUUUGCUUACGGUGCCCAUGAUGGUCAUGAUCCAGCAGCGGGAGGGCAGGAGCGGAAAGCUCAUCUGCUUCCCCACGUGGACGCCUGGUGCUUUCCAAGUGUACCUCACGGUUUUGUUUGGCACGAGUGUCCUCGGGCCUGGUUUGGUCCUGGGGGUUGUGUACUCCCGGCUUGUGCAGGCCUAUUGGGCUUCCACAAAAGUCAUGUGGUCGCCUGUGGCGAGCAGGGCCCUGAAACAGAAGCUGUUUCCCAGGAUCUUCAGCAUCAUCGUAGCCUACUGGGCCUGUUUCGUACCGUUCUGGGCCUGGCAACUCACCAAGCUGUACUGGCCAGAGGACUUGGAGAUUGGGCCGACCGCCCAGGCUUACCUCAACUUUGGCGUUACCUGCUUGACCUAUGGCAACAGCUGCGCCAACCCUUUCCUGUAUACCUUGCUCAGCAGGAAUUACCGCAAGUACAUGGCUGCUCAGGGCGGAGAAAGGCCACACAGGAGGCAUGCUUUCUUCAAGAAGAAAACACAUGAAAUGCCCCAAGCAGAACAUGUGUCUGUGGCAGAGGGAGGAGGGCUUGGAUAAAGGAGGCAAAGGGUGGCUACCAAUAAUCUACCCCAAGGAUGCCUCUGCCUCUGCCUGCACAGCUGGGCUUAGCCUUGGAGAGCAGCAGCAGCAAGGUGGGAAGCAGUGACUGCAGACUUCGCUCUGGGAACCUGCAUGUUUGCUUGUUCACACUAAACCGUCGUUUGGCUUAGUGUUGUGUUGUAACUGGGCCAUAGUGUAUACCAGAGGUAGGAAACUUCUGUCCCAUGGGGCAGAUUUGGCGCACUAGGCCAUUUCCCCCAAACCACACUGACCCAACCUAUAGCUGCUAUUUGGCCUGGCUUCUAAUUUUUCUAUUCAAUUCUGUUUAACCUUCUUCUUUUCUGCAGAUCAGUUUUCCCUAAUGUACAGUUUUGUAUGUUAUUUUCACUAAUACAGUGGUACCUCAGGUUAAGUACUUAAUUCAUU